Eleginops maclovinus (Patagonian blennie) is the source of this 1954-nucleotide messenger RNA. RefSeq names its product potassium channel tetramerization domain containing 6b (gene kctd6b). Gene Ontology annotation, biological process: protein homooligomerization. NCBI's taxonomy places the organism in Eukaryota, Metazoa, Chordata, Actinopteri, Perciformes, Eleginopidae. The transcript has 2 exons. The coding region runs from base 323 to 1036 and encodes 237 amino acids. The record is from RefSeq and is a predicted model, not a curated record. Gene Ontology annotation, molecular function: protein binding.
CAUACAUGCAUUAUAGAAACAUCGUGAUACCUAUCUGGCAUUAAUUGACUGGAAAUAACAUAAAUCACAAAUGCCUGAAUACUAUUAGUUCAUUUAAUCCAGGAAGUGAGCUCCUGCCUUUCAUGUAAACAGUACUCAUGUAAUGUGACACUGCAAAAAGAUGAUUUGACUGAGUCCUCAUGAUUGUGUCAAUCAUAUUCUGCAUAUCUUUGUUACAGCUCAUGUUAAUUUGACUGUUUUUCCACAGGUGAAAUUGAAUUAAGCCAAAGCGUAUCUGUCCCUUCUCUAUUUUGGUUCUGACCAAGUGGGUAUUGUUCUACAAAUGGAUAAUGGAGACUGGGGCCAUAGGAUGAGUUCUCCUGUUACCUUGAACGUGGGAGGUCACUUGUACACCACCAGUUUAUCUACCCUGCAGCGCUAUCCAGACUCCAUGCUGGGUGCAAUGUUCCGGGGAGAUUUCCCCACUACCCGCGAUUCCAAAGGGAAUUAUUUCAUUGAUCGUGAUGGGACACUUUUUCGGUAUAUCCUGAACUUUCUGCGGACGUCUGAGCUUACCCUUCCUGCAGACUUCACAGAGACCGACCUACUAAGGAAAGAGGCAGACUUUUACCAGAUAGAACCUUUGAUCCAGUGCCUUCAUGACCCCAAGCCUCUGUACCCUCCCGACAUCUUUGAACAGGUCGUGGAGCUCUCAAGCACUCGGAAACUUUCAAAAUAUUCCAACCCAGUCGCUGUUAUCAUCACACAGCUAACCAUAACCACAAAAGUUCACGGCCUGCUGGAAGGUAUCUCCAACAACUUCACCAAGUGGAACAAACAUAUGAUGGACACCAGAGACUGCCAGGUGUCGUUCACCUUCGGACCAUGUGACUAUCACCAAGAGAUUUCCCUAAGGGUUCACCUCAUGGACUACAUCAUGAAACAAGGCUUCACCAUCCGCAACACCCGUGUGCAUCAUAUGAGUGAGCGUGCAAAUGAGAACACAGUGGAACAUCACUGGACUUUCUGUAGACCUGCUCACAAAGUGGAAGACUGAGUUUAAAGCACAGUCGUUGUGCUUGACAUUGCUGUUUGAUUUGUCUUCAUAUUACAGAAGUCCUGUGUAUACAACAGCACAUUUUGACAUUUGUUUCAAAGUUAUGUGGCUCUAGAAAUCAUUUACUUUUCUUUCAACCAAGGUGGUACAGAGGCACAAGGCUCAAAGUCCAGAUGUCAUAAAAAAACAGUGAAAGAUUUGAAUUCUUUAUUUAUCACCUCGAAAUGCAAGAAGACUUCCUUAGCUGUACUACCACUACAUUUUUGGCCAUUCCUAAAAAAUGUGUCCUUAUUGAGGACUAUGGAUGUAAAGAUUUUUGUAUGAAGCAGAAAGAUCCCAUUUACAAGCAAUGAUUAUUAUUUUUAUUUUAUUUACAAAGGGAAACCAGUGUACCCCAGAUAUGCUAAAAAUCUGCACCCUUUAAUUUUUCAAGGAAUGGUUAGGAUCAAAUGUGGUUUAAUAUUGGAAAAAUGUUAUUUCGAAUUCAUGAAUAAAGUGAUUAUUAACAGGUAGCCAAAUCUACAUCUUGACAUCAAUGUGACUUAUUAUCCCAAUUUGAAGGGGAAGGAGGAUAUUGUAAAAUGAUUCUGCCUCAUACAUAAACUGUCUUGGUCAUGUUUUGGACACUAAACAAUCAACUGUUUUUAAUCCUUCGUCCGGAGUGAACCUUUUUUAAUAAUAAAUCAUGAUUAUCUUUAGCCCAACUUACAGUAGAUCGUAAAAGUUUCUUACCUGUCUUGUCUCCUUGUAUGGUACUAUAAUUGAAGCCCCUCGUCAUUGUUGCAUGUGUCUGAGUGUAUUGUGUUUGUGUAUGUAGUUGUGUGCUUUGCAGUAUUAUGUCAUACUGUUACAGUUUAGAGCUCAUAUCAACAAUGAUGUGUUUGAUCAUUCCAGCCAAAAUAAAACGUGUAUUUGUUA